This is a messenger RNA of Gopherus evgoodei (Goodes thornscrub tortoise), 2316 nucleotides long. RefSeq names its product HERPUD family member 2 (gene HERPUD2). Gene Ontology annotation, biological process: endoplasmic reticulum unfolded protein response. Lineage: Eukaryota; Metazoa; Chordata; Testudines; Testudinidae. The record is from RefSeq and is a predicted model, not a curated record. Gene Ontology annotation, molecular function: protein binding.
UCCGCCCCUGCCCUGGUUACCGGCCCACGGGGGGAGCCCGGGAAGGGGGUCCCGGCCCUUGUUGCGUGGCGGGGAUCGGUGUGUGACGCCCCUAACUCGCCCCUCUCCCCCCCUCAGGCGGACACUGGCUCGGCGGGGUCCCGCCUACUUUCCCCCUCCCUGUACUGUAGGGGCGGCUCCCACCGAGACCGCGGGGAUGGGCGCCCGAAGCCUCCUUGUGAAACCUGCCCCUGGACACUGAUCCUCGCGCCCCGGCCGUCGAGCUUCAGCGGCUUGGCCCCUCGCGGGGAGAGCGAGCCCGUGCUAGCAGCAUGGACCAAAGCCUGGUGGGUCACCCGGUGACCCUCAUCAUCAAAGCGCCCAACCAGAAAUACACCGACCAGACUAUCAACUGCUUCCUGGACUGGACCGUGGGCAAGCUGAAAACUCACCUUUCCAGUGUCUACCCCAGCAAGCCGUCUACAAAGGAUCAGAGACUGGUGUAUUCUGGCAGACUGCUUCCUGAUCAUCUGCAGCUGAAAGAUAUUCUCAGAAAACAAGAUGAAUAUCAUAUGGUUCAUCUAGUGUGUACUUCACGGACCCCCCCAAGUUCUCCAAAACCAAGCAUCAGUUCCAUGUGUCAUGGAGCAUCGACAUCUGGCAGCAGCUCAAAUUCAGAACAUUCUGGAUCAACAACUCCAUCACCCACAAGCCAAGAAUCUUCAUCUACAUCUAUAAACUCUAUCUCAGAUGGAGUGAGGCAUCGUAACCUUCCACAAGCACAAAGCAAUCCUGUGCAAAGCCACCAGUUCCCAUAUUUAAUGCAAGGCAACAUAGACAACCAGUUUCCAGGUCAAGGUGUUUCUACUGGAUUUCCAAUGUACCCUGCAUUCAGCCCAUUACAGAUGAUAUGGUGGCAACAAAUGUAUGCGCGUCAGUACUACAUGCAAUAUCAAGCUGCAGUUUCAGCCCAGGCAACAUCCAGCACUGAGCCAGUCAUAUCAGCUGUCGCGCAGCCUGUAAAUUCAGAGCAUGUUCCUGCAAAUGAGCCCCCAGCAGUGCCAAACGUAGCAGCACAGGAGAACAGGCCUGUAAACCAGAAUGUUCAAAUGAAUGCACAAGGAGGUCCAGUAGUGAAUGAGGAGGACUUCAAUCGAGACUGGUUGGACUGGAUGUACACAUUCUCUAGAGCAGCUAUUCUCCUCAGCAUUGUAUACUUCUAUUCUUCCUUCAGUCGGUUUGUCAUGGUGAUGGGAGCCAUGCUACUGGUUUAUUUACACCAAGCUGGAUGGUUCCCCUUUAGGCAAGAGGGAGGCCAGCAACAGGCAGCCAAUAACAAUGCAGAAGUGAACCGUGAUGGACAAAAUGUAAAUAACCCUGACCUUGAGGAGAUGGAGCGUCUUAUGGAUGAUGGAAUUGAUGAAGAGAGUGGAGAAGAUGCUGGUGAAGAUGGCAGUACAGAGCAGAAUCCUGGAUUCAUGGCUUCAGCUUGGUCCUUCAUCACCACCUUCUUCACAUCGCUCAUUCCUGAAGGACCUCCACAGGUUGGCAAUUAGGCUCAAGAGGAACUGUGCCAGGCAGCAUAAGAAGCUGUACAUAGAAGAGGUUGCUGAAUCUAGGGGGUAUUUUAAAUACAGUGCAAUUUGAAAAGAUUUAUAAUAACUUUUUGAUCAUGGUGUACAAAAAAUGUGUAUUUUUCCCUUUUGGCUUUCUCAUGCAUAUGAAUAUUUUAAGCACAAGUGGACUACUAAAUUUUUUUUCAAGUUCUUCUUUUUUCUAAAGAAGAAUUAAAUGUAAAGAUACCGGUCUUCCAUGUUUUAUUUUAAUUUUAGUUGUACAUUACACUGAGACAAGAAGUUUGUAGGUUGUGUGCACGAUUAUUCCUUUGAAGGGCUGUUAAAAGUAUAAAUGUCAACAAAAACCUUUUAAAAAUGAGAUUUAUCCUCCUGGGGAAAGUACUAAGCCUCUCAUGUAAGAAGCUAGAAAGUUUAAAAAUCUUGAGGCUAUAUAGCCAGUUUCAAUAAAUUUUGGGGUGAUUUCUUCUUUUGGACAGCUCUUCAAAGAAAAUUAACAGUGAUAAAGUACAUCAUCAAUGUUUGAUACAUACAGUACUUUUUUAAAAAAAGAUGUACUGGAAAAUAGACACAUGUAAUUAGUUUUUUAAUAAAAACCAAGUUACAGUAACCCUUAUGGAUGCAUGUUCCUAUAAAUACAACCUUUUAAGUGCAAAAACCCUACAUGUACACAUCAAGGAUGAGAACACAUGAAUCACAAAACUGAAAUUAUAUGGUUACAACAGCCAUAUUGCACAUAAUGAAUAAAGGUAUAUAUUUAUAA